AUGAAACUUUUAGAGCGCAGCGUCAAGCCGCUGUCCAAGCUCGAGAAAAGCAUUUACAGGCCGCUGCUGGCGCCAGUAGAAAAGGUUUCCAAGCGGGCAAUUUUCCUGUCGUUCUCAGAUAACUACCAAACCGGUGACGAAAACGUCUUGCCAUAUCCUGAGCGCUCCAAGAAGGGUAUCUGGAUGCAGGCAAUGACCCAGAAUGUGGCCAAAAGCCAGUUAAUGAUUGUUCUGAACCCCACGAAUCCCGAAAUGAUUCGGUUCGCUCAGGAGAAAAUCCGCAAGCUCCACGAGAUCAGAGUGUUUUCGUGCUCUCGUGACGAACUCCAGGCGAGUAUAUUCGGAAGAUCAGCUAGUCCGUUCGACUAUUGGCGAGCCCACAAACCUGAGCUCAUUCCAAAUACUCCAGAAACAUCUUUGGUGGCAAUAGAUCCCCCGCUAGCUCUGCUAACUGCUAGUGAAGAGUACAGUUUGGCGGGAGCACUCUUGCAGUCUGAGGUGGAUGUGGACGAGUACAUCCGGCAACUUUCAGCAUCUCAAACUUAUUCACACGAACUAUUGCAUAUGAAAACACUGGCCGGACUCGGCCUCACUAAGGUCACGGCUAUUGAAAACGGUAUUUAUUUAAGCCAUCCAUAA
Messenger RNA from Wickerhamiella sorbophila, 639 nucleotides. RefSeq lists its product as hypothetical. NCBI's taxonomy places the organism in Eukaryota, Fungi, Ascomycota, Dipodascomycetes, Dipodascales, Trichomonascaceae. The record is from RefSeq and is a predicted model, not a curated record. Bases 1 to 639 code for a protein of 212 amino acids. The transcript has a single exon.